CAAGGAUCAGAACACAAACCUCCACUUAUGUCUUAACACCUCUACAAUAGCCAUUUCUUUUCUACUGCUUCUAAUCCUCCUGCACAAGUGAGCGCCUUUUAAAUUUCUAAAAUGUGGGUUUUCUUCUUCAGGCUCUUCUUAGUAAUGGGUCUGGUCUUUUUUUGUUGAUGAUGAGUUUUUUUUGUUGUUUUUUGAGAGAAGUUUAUUUGUGAUCUUCACAUGUUUAGCUUAUAGUUUACAUUUUUAAAACCCGGGCUUUCAUCUCCAUGUGAGCAAUUAUUUUUUGUGUUUCGUAUUUUGGGCUAAAGGCCUUUUCUUUUCUUUUCUUUGCUGGGUUUUCAGAAGUAUAUUGGUGAUGAGUUGCGUGUAGAUUAGUGGCAAGAGCUUGGAUUUGAAAAAAAAAAUGGUUGGGACGGCAAAUAAUGGCAGAAUGAGGCAUGCAUUUUCAGUUGUAAAUGGUGAGCAAGAAGUUGGUUUAAAUAGUGCACCACCUAGUAAUGCUGGAUCAGAGUAUGGUAGCUUUGAGUUCACAAGAGAAGAUGUUUAUGCUUUAUUGUGUGAGAGAAUGAAAUACAAAAACAAGUUCAAUUACAAGGAGAGAUGUGAAAACAUGAUGGAUUAUAUAAAGAGGUUAAGGCUAUGUAUCAAAUGGUUUCAAGAGCUAGAAGGAAGUUACCUCUUUGAGCAAGAAAAGUUACAAAAUGCUUUGGAUUUUGCUGAGAGUAGAUGUGCUGAAAUGGAUUUGAUAGUGAAAAACAAGGAAGAAGAAUUAAAUUUGAUUAUCGUGGAGUUGAGAAAGAGCCUUGCUUCUCUACAAGAGAAACUUUCCAAAGAGGAAUCUGAGAAGUUGGCUGCAAUGGAUUCUCUUGCAAGAGAGAAAGAGGCUAGACUUACCGUUGAAAAGUCACAAGCUUCCCUCUCUGAAGAGCUCGGAAAGAUUCAAGGAGAGCUUCAAAAUGCGAAUCAAAGGAUAACAUCAGUAAGUGAUAUGUACAAGUUGCUACAGGAGUACAAUUCAAGCUUACAACUGUACAAUAGCAAGCUUCAGACAGAUCUUGACACAGCUCAUGAAACUGUAAAGCGUGGAGAAAAAGAGAAAGCUGCUAUAGUAGAGAACCUAAGCACCUUGGGGGGUCAAUACAUGUCAUUGCAAGAUCAAUUUAAUUCGUGCAAAGCAUCCGUGAAUGAUGCUGCAAAGCAAAAGGAUGCGCUGGUGAAAGAAGUUGCAUCCGUAAGGGCAGAGUUGCAACAGGAAAGAUGUGUAUCCCAAAGCAACCAGUUGAAGACAUUGCAGGAUCAGCUAGAUGCCGCCCAAAAUAAAUUAAGGGUAUCUGAUUUAUCUGCAUUUGAGGCAAAAACUGAAUUUGAAGAACAAAAGAAACUUAUAUGUGAGUUACAAAACCGCUUAGAAGAUGCAGAACUUAAAAUUGUUGAAGGAGAGACGUUAAGGAAAAAGCUACACAAUACAAUAUUGGAACUAAAGGGAAAUAUUCGUGUGUUUUGUCGUGUACGGCCUUUGUUGCCAGAGGAUAGUCCUGGUGCUGAUGGAAAAGAUGUAUCGUAUCCCACCACAACAGAAGCUCUCGGGCGAGGCAUUGAUCUGACACAAAAUGGGCAAAAAUAUUCUUUCACUUUUGAUAAAGUUUUUAUGCCUGAUUCAACACAAGAGGAUGUUUUUGUAGAAAUUUCUCAGCUUGUUCAAAGUGCUCUUGAUGGUUAUAAGGUUUGCAUCUUUGCCUACGGCCAAACUGGUUCUGGUAAAACCUAUACCAUGAUGGGCAAACCAGGAAACCCGGAGCAGAAGGGGUUGAUACCCAGGUCAUUAGAACAAAUAUUCCAAACUAGGCAAUCUCUUCAAUCCCAAGGCUGGAAAUAUGAAAUGCAGGUGUCAAUGUUGGAAAUAUACAAUGAAACAAUCCGAGAUUUAUUGUCAACUAAAGAUUCAUCAAGAACAGAGUAUGGUAGUAAUGGAAAGCAAUACACCAUUAAGCACGAUGCCAACGGAAACACACAUGUUUCCGAUCUCACUGUUGUGGAUGUUUGCAGUUCUAGAGAGGUUUCUUUUCUCUUGGAUCAGGCAUCUCAUAGUAGGUCUGUUGGCAAGACCCAAAUGAAUGAGCAAUCAUCUAGAAGUCACUUUGUUUUCACAUUGCGAAUAUCUGGUGUUAAUGAGAACACAGAACAACAAGUACAAGGUGUUUUGAAUCUUAUUGAUCUUGCUGGGAGUGAACGUCUAUCCAAGAGUGGCUCGACUGGAGAUAGAUUGAGAGAAACCCAAGCUAUCAAUAAAAGCUUGUCAUCUUUAAGUGAUGUUAUAUUUUCCUUGGCAAAGAAGGAGGAUCAUGUACCAUUUAGAAACUCGAAGCUUACUUAUCUAUUGCAGCCAUGUUUGGGUGGAGACUCGAAGACACUGAUGUUUGUAAACAUUUCUCCUGAUCACUCUUCACUGGGUGAGUCACUUUGCUCACUCCGAUUUGCAUCCAGGGUUAAUGCUUGUGAGAUAGGUAUUCCUCGACGUCAUGCCAACAUGCGGUCGUUUGAUUCUCGCUUGAGUUUGGGCUGAUUCUAACACAAGAUGAUAGUAUUAUGUAUCUCUGUCACGAGUAUUGGUAAAUUGAGAAAGUGAGAGUGAUCCUAACACGAACUGAUAGUUAGUAACCUGUAUAGUGCAUUACAUUGUUGUUAUUAAAAGGCUUUGCCCAAUUAUUAUUUUGUUUA
Populus nigra (black poplar) is the source of this 2718-nucleotide messenger RNA. RefSeq names its product kinesin-like protein KIN-14N. The coding region runs from base 404 to 2563 and encodes 719 amino acids. NCBI's taxonomy places the organism in Eukaryota, Viridiplantae, Streptophyta, Magnoliopsida, Malpighiales, Salicaceae. Gene Ontology annotation, molecular function: ATP binding; microtubule binding; microtubule motor activity. The transcript is spliced from 16 exons. Gene Ontology annotation, biological process: microtubule-based movement. The record is from RefSeq and is a predicted model, not a curated record.